This is a messenger RNA of Aspergillus alliaceus, 603 nucleotides long. RefSeq lists its product as uncharacterized. The transcript has a single exon. NCBI's taxonomy places the organism in Eukaryota, Fungi, Ascomycota, Eurotiomycetes, Eurotiales, Aspergillaceae. The record is from RefSeq and is a predicted model, not a curated record. The coding region runs from base 1 to 603 and encodes 200 amino acids.
AUGUCUUCCGAGCCCAAAAUUGCGACAUUCCCUGUUACAGAAAAUCUUAUCAUUACCCCACAGCUUCGAGGAGCUUAUGAUCGAGCCAGUAGGCCAGAACUUCGAGAGACAGCAACAAGGCCCUUAUUUGAAGAGCUUUUCAAUGAGUACUUCAGAUGCCCUUCUCUCUCGGUCUUCGGUGAACAACAACUGGACGACAACCCCCAAGCUGUUGACAUAACAGUUGGAUAUUACGAUAACCUACCUCAACCGAAUCUGGUAUUUGUACUUUUGGCUGAGACUAAGCGCCAUAAGGUGGAAUCCCGGGGAGAGCUGGAGUCGCAGCUACAGGAAUACGGCGACAGAUACCUCAAUCAGGAAUUUGGAGGUCUAGACGUGAACCCAACCAUGUAUGGGGCAACGGCGUAUGGGACCAAGAUCCGAUUUUUCGAGUUCUCCAGGGCAAAUGGUGUCUUCAAAGACAGGACCUUUUCGGGUAACUUACAUGUCAAUAAAGAAGAGGCUUACUGGGACCUGAAAACAGAUGGCUUGAAGAUCAUUCCUGUUAUGAAAGAGAUCUGGGAAUUCCGGAAACGACUUGGCCAGACCACUACUGCUGCAUGA